Cooperia oncophora is the source of this 822-nucleotide messenger RNA. The record is from the annotation of a GenBank genome assembly. NCBI's taxonomy places the organism in Eukaryota, Metazoa, Nematoda, Chromadorea, Rhabditida, Trichostrongylidae.
AUGGCUAAUGUAGAAGCAAUACCUGCGUAUCUCGCUGCAACGUUUCCCACACUGCCUUCUGAGAUUAAGGAUUAUGUUUCUUCGAUUCUCAAGGAAAACGUCGAUGAGCUCCUCACACUUGAAGACGGACCACAUCAUCCAGGUAAGAGCUAUGUCCAAGAGCUAUGUAACGAUGGAUUGAAUCGGGCAUGUCUGCAACUUCUACAAUUCCUGCAUGGAGAGAAUGCGCCAAAAGUUGAAAAACAUGGAGCGACUACAAAGAAACUGGAUCAGGCUGUGGAUAUGGCUGCUGAGAAUCACAGUUUUGCCGAGAUGGAGAGUAUAUGGAAGGUGCAAGCCAGAGAUGUGCCGACGUCAGUGGACAAGAAAAAAUUGGGAAAAGCUGAGAACCGUGCAGCACAGAAGAUUGAGCAACGUGAUGCUGAACCUGUGGUACGAAAGAAGAGGCCCGAGAGCACAGCAACGGCUUCUCAGGCCCCAGUCAAGGAUCUCGGAACUCGCGGUUCCAACGUGAAAGACGUGAAGUUGGAAAGCGUUGAUAUAUCGAUAGGUACAAAACAGUUAUUAUCAUGUGCGGAUUUGACCAUGGCAUACGGGCGUCGAUACGGUCUUGUAGGUCGCAACGGUAUAGGAAAGACAACGCUCUUGAAGAUGAUCUCAAGCGGGCAAUUGCGGAUACCAUCAGGAAUCAGUUUGCUUGCCGUAGAGCAGGAAGUUGAAGGUGAUGAUACCAGAGUACUGGAUGCUGUGCUGGCUUCCGAUUCACGACGGCAAGCGAUGAUCGACAAGGAACAUGUCUUGCAAGCAAGACUGAACAAGUAA